This is a messenger RNA of Pteronotus mesoamericanus, 1785 nucleotides long. It is a transcript of the gene ASIC1, whose product is annotated as acid sensing ion channel subunit 1. Gene Ontology annotation, molecular function: ligand-gated sodium channel activity. Lineage: Eukaryota; Metazoa; Chordata; Mammalia; Chiroptera; Mormoopidae. Gene Ontology annotation, biological process: sodium ion transmembrane transport. The transcript has 12 exons. Bases 61 to 1641 code for a protein of 526 amino acids. Gene Ontology annotation, cellular component: plasma membrane. The record is from RefSeq and is a predicted model, not a curated record.
CCAGGACCCGCCGCCGGCUGCUGGGUUCCCGAAGCCCCCCUCAGGAUCCCCUUGGCCAGGAUGGAACUGAAGGCUGAGGAGGAAGAGGUGGGUGGCGUCCAGCCGGUGAGCAUCCAGGCCUUCGCCAGCAGCUCCACGCUGCACGGCCUGGCCCACAUCUUUUCCUAUGAGCGGCUGUCACUAAAGCGGGCGCUCUGGGCCCUGUGCUUCCUGGGCUCUCUGGCUGUGCUGCUGUGUGUGUGCACCGAGCGUGUGCAGUACUACUUCAACUACCACCACGUCACCAAGCUUGAUGAGGUGGCUGCCUCCCAGCUCACCUUCCCUGCCGUCACGCUGUGCAACCUCAACGAGUUCCGUUUUAGCCAAGUCUCCAAGAAUGAUCUGUAUCAUGCCGGGGAGCUCCUGGCCCUGCUCAACAACAGGUAUGAGAUACCGGACACACAGAUGGCAGAUGAAAAGCAGCUGGAGAUACUGCAGGACAAGGCCAACUUCCGCAGCUUCAAGCCCAAGCCCUUCAACAUGCGCGAGUUCUAUGACCGCGCGGGGCAUGACAUUCGAGACAUGCUGCUCUCCUGCCAAUUCCGGGGGGAGGUCUGCAGUGCAGAAGACUUCAAGGUGGUCUUCACGCGGUAUGGAAAGUGCUACACGUUCAACUCUGGCCGAGAUGGACGUCCACUGCUGAAGACCAUGAAGGGUGGGACGGGCAAUGGGCUGGAGAUCAUGCUAGACAUCCAGCAGGAUGAGUACCUGCCUGUAUGGGGAGAGACUGACGAGACAUCCUUCGAAGCGGGCAUCAAAGUGCAGAUCCACAGUCAGGAUGAACCUCCCUUCAUCGACCAGCUGGGCUUUGGUGUGGCCCCAGGGUUCCAGACCUUUGUGGCCUGCCAGGAGCAGCGGCUCAUCUACCUGCCCCCGCCCUGGGGUACCUGCAAAGCUGUUACCAUGGACUCGGAUUUCUUCGACUCCUACAGCAUUACUGCCUGCCGCAUCGACUGUGAGACCCGCUACCUGGUAGAGAACUGUAACUGCCGUAUGGUGCACAUGCCAGGGGAUGCCCCAUACUGCACUCCAGAGCAGUACAAGGAGUGUGCGGAUCCUGCUCUGGACUUCCUGGUGGAGAAGGACCAGGAGUACUGUGUGUGUGAAAUGCCCUGCAACCUGACCCGCUAUGGCAAGGAGCUGUCCAUGGUCAAGAUCCCCAGCAAAGCGUCAGCCAAGUACCUGGCCAAGAAGUUCAACAAAUCUGAGCAGUACAUAGGGGAGAACAUCCUGGUGCUGGACAUUUUCUUUGAAGUCCUCAACUAUGAGACCAUUGAACAGAAGAAGGCCUAUGAGAUUGCAGGGCUCCUGGGUGACAUUGGGGGCCAGAUGGGGCUGUUCAUCGGGGCCAGCAUCCUCACGGUGCUGGAACUCUUUGACUAUGCCUACGAGGUCAUUAAGCACAAGUUGUGCAGACGAGGGAAGUGCCAGAAGGAGGCCAAAAGGAGCAGCGCAGACAAGGGCGUUGCCCUCAGCCUGGAUGACGUCAAAAGACACAACCCGUGUGAGAGCUUGCGGGGCCAUCCUGCCGGGAUGACGUAUGCUGCCAACAUCCUACCUCACCAUCCGGCCCGAGGCACUUUUGAGGACUUCACCUGCUGAGCCCCUGCAGGCCGCUGUACCAAAGGCCUAGAUGGGGAGAGCUAGGAGAGCAAGGGGGCCCCCCGGUGCCCCCCACAUCUGCCCUGGGGAACCACUCCCCCUCCCAAGGCAGCCCCCAACUCCUGGGCAGUCCUUUCCUCUUGU